AUGGCGCCACUGAAAAUCCGCCAGAACCACUCCUUUACCCCAUCGCCCCCUCGGCCACCAAAAGGACCAUACACCCACCCAAUCAGUGUAAAUGCCCAAAUCAACCCCGCUGUUCUCGGCGAGUUAUUUGCCGGAACAGUCGGUAUAUUCAUCUUUGCCGUUCUCUUCUGGAAAAUUGGCAAGACUUGGUAUGGCUGGGUACCGCUCGAUGUACACGAGAGAAACAAAAGAAUAAUCACGAAUAUAUUCAGUUGUAUUCUCGAUUGGCUGUCGUGGGAGUCGAGCAGAAUGGACUAUAGCUGGGUAUGGUGGGAUCCGGGUCAAGAAAUGACACAGAAGCGCCAGCGGCGGAGCAAAACCCCGAGCUGGAUGCCUCGGUUUCUUCAAAGGUAUGAGCCUCGUCCAGCCGAUCAAAUUUGGAACCCGGGAUCCCCUACCGAAUGCCAUGGCGCUUUGAUCGACAUGAUUGAGAUCCAGACCGAUCAAAUGACAGAACCCUCGAUGGCGAGCUCGACAAUCAGCUUAAGUCGGUUAUCACAGGAACUUUCAAGAACACACAUAUCGGAAGCCAGCGAGGUUUCAAUUUACCAGGAAUGCUUUACUCGGCUCGAGCAUAUGCAUGGAAGCUAUGAGGAGCAUAACAGUCAUCAAAGCGAGGUGUUUGCCGCAAUAAUGCAGUCUAUAUCGCCAACCCCGUUAAACAAGACUUGCCCCCCGAAGCUGCAGUCACAAAUUCGGGUUCCUCCGUUGGGGAUCAAAUCCUGGUCCGUUCCCGAUUUCAGCAAAGUCAUCAUGCCUCCGAAUAAACACCUUGAGAACCGAGGAAAUCUGCAACUGAAGGAUUGCAGGCUUUAUGUGGAUUCCCACAGAAUGCCCAGGCAUCCGAUAGCAGAGCUUAUAUCAGAGACACCGCGCCGACAUGCUCAAUUACGCAAGUUCCGUGUGUGGUCUGCUAAAAUGCAGGUCAAGGCAGAUAGGCUAGUGCCAUGUGAAUUACGAGACUUAUCUGGCCCCCCGGGGACCCCGUUUACUGACAUGCUGUCCACUUUCCAAUCAGAACAGACUGCUUUAGAAUCAAUCCCAAUCAGCCGAGAACCCAGGAAUAACAGAGAAGUUGGAUAUUCGGCUAACCAGGUCGGGCUUGACCAAAGCUUUCAACUAAUUCCAAGGGCACCUCUCGAUACAAUCACAAAGUUCCACACCUUACCAGCCAGAUUUCGUCGACGAUUGGGCCACAUGUCAGUAGAGGAAGUGGUUUCAAGCCCGAUUUUCGAGACAAUAGGACACACGAGGGGACUGGAGGUCAGACUACGUUUGCCUUUCAGACCUAGAUCGUCUUCGCAAAAUGAUAAGGUUCUCUUGGAUCGGUUAGACCGACAAUCUGAUGCUGAGCUUUGCGAUUGGGAGAUCAGAUUGAUAGAUGGAUUGAAACGCAAGUUGGUGUGGAUAUUCAACGAGAUGACUCCCGGCCAGAAGCCGUAUCACUUUGCACAACUAGCAAAUCACUGGUUAAACAGAGAGACCUGGCUAGUCAUCGAUCCGGUAUCAAGAGUGGCUCUUGAUUCCAGACGAGAGUGGGGAGACCCACGCUUCAAUGUCCCUUAUCCGGAGCCGACAUAUGACUCCAAGCCGAAAUACCCGGUCCCUAUUCAAAAGCGUGCCUAUACACCUCUGCGCACCGUGGAAUUAUACGAGAACUCCAUUGAAGAGCCGCCCGAUGGACAUAUCGACCCAGGAUGCUGGAUGUUCCCGAGGCCACCUCAGGGAUUUGAGGUUUCUACCAAGCAAAAGAAUGGGUGGUACGAAGGUGGGACCGGUUGGCAAGAGACAUUUGAAGACUGGCAGCAUAUCGGACGGGGUUACCGUCUUCGCAAAACCAUCCAGGAGGGACGUGUCAACCGCUACUGGGUGAAAGAGGUCGCUAGUCGAGUUCAUAGAGGUUGCCGGUCUACAUCACUUAAGAUCGUCUCCAAGGAUGCUCAACGGGUCCCGACUUCUGGAAUGGUUGUGGUGUGA
This is a messenger RNA of Penicillium cosmopolitanum, 2016 nucleotides long. RefSeq lists its product as uncharacterized. The transcript is spliced from 3 exons. NCBI's taxonomy places the organism in Eukaryota, Fungi, Ascomycota, Eurotiomycetes, Eurotiales, Aspergillaceae. The record is from RefSeq and is a predicted model, not a curated record. Bases 1 to 2016 code for a protein of 671 amino acids.